Molecule: messenger RNA, 2220 nt
Organism: Pseudophryne corroboree (corroboree frog)
Lineage: Eukaryota; Metazoa; Chordata; Amphibia; Anura; Myobatrachidae
Gene: DTX3
Product: deltex E3 ubiquitin ligase 3
Exons: 6
Coding region: 381-1409 (342 amino acids)
Biological process (GO): Notch signaling pathway; protein ubiquitination
Cellular component (GO): nucleoplasm
Molecular function (GO): ubiquitin protein ligase activity
Source: RefSeq, a predicted model, not a curated record
UCCUACAGACAUGUUCUGCACAUCAUCAUCCCCGCCUGACACGGGCUUUGCAUGUCACGGCUGAAUUAGUAUAGACACUGUGUGUGGCUCUGCCAGCGACAGGCCCAGGGUAUGACGGACGGGUGCUAUGGGAGAUGCCCGUCAUAGCGGCUGCUUACAGCAGGGCACAUCUCUUAUACCGUGCCUGGCCUGGGUAGCUGGGACGUUCACGCCGGCAUCCGGUUAAGCUGUAAUAGGACCUUGGGGAUUUCUUCCGUGGAAACAGCCCAUGGGGUCUCCAGAUAGUUCCCUUGAUUUCGGUCUCCUGAGCCCGAUUAAAUCUGAGAAUUGUCCCUGAUUUCUCAGUGGGAGGGGUCAGAGUUUCCUUUGUCUGGUCCAGAAUGGCAGCCUGUGGAGUGAACACGAAGAACAAAGUCACAGUUAACAAGCCAGUUUGGGAAUUCCUCAAUAAAGAGACUCCAUCUAAAUUAAACCAGCUGAGAGAGGACAACGGAGUUCGCAUCCUGAUUGAUGGUGAAACAUCAGAGAUUUAUGUGUUGCGACUGUCUGUUGACAGCAAUGUUCCAACAAAUGCUAUCUCGCUGGCUAGAAAAGCCCUGAAAUCUCUGUUAAAGGAUACAGAGAAAGAGCUGAAGAAAUCCUACAAACAGCACCAACAUUCAGGUUGCAUGGCUUAUGCGGAUAAGAACAAUGACCAUGCGGGUGAACUGCACAUCCGCAGUACUUAUGGCAGAGGUCAGCAAAGUACGAGCAGCCGAGGUUUACCUGGAAGUUCCAGUGGGGGAGCAAGUAGUAGUCAUGGAAGUUCUCGUGACCACAGAAGAGAAGAAGCAGAAGAUGACCGGGAGAACCAGUGCCCCAUCUGCCUGGGAGAGAUACAAAACAUAAAAACACUGGAAAAGUGUCAGCAUUCAUUCUGUGAGGAUUGUAUCACCAGGGCUCUGCAGGUGAAGAAAGCAUGUCCCAUGUGUGGCCGUUUCUAUGGGCAACUAGUGGGGAAUCAACCUGAGAAUGGUAGAAUGUUGGUAUCCAAAGACUCCGGCCUUUUGCUUCCUGGCUAUGAGAAAUAUGGGACCAUUAUCAUCCAGUAUGUCUUCCCACCUGGCAUCCAAGGGUCAGAGCACCCAAAUCCUGGCGUGAGGUAUCCCGGUACAACACGUGUGGCUUACUUACCUGAUUGUCCGGAGGGGAACAAAGUUCUUACCCUAUUUAAGAAAGCAUUUGAUCAGCGUUUGACCUUCACUAUUGGGACUUCAAUGACCACAGGAAGACCUAAUGUCAUAACGUGGAAUGACAUUCAUCAUAAAACUAAUUGCACAGGAGGUCCACAGCUAUUUGGGUACCCAGACCCCACCUAUUUGCUGAGAGUCCAGGAGGAAUUGCGAGCCAAAGGCAUCACUGCUGACUAGAGGAGAAGACACUUUGCCAUCUGUAAGUGGAACAGAGAGAGGAGGAGUCUUACUUGUCCAGGUGGACAAAACUUAUUUUCCCAUGGAGAAAAUGUCACCUUCGUUUUUCUUUGCAUUAUGUCCCUUUACUCCUUUGCUGGUCUGAUAGCCUUUUGAACUAAGAAAGGAGAUAACAGCAAAUAGUUGACAAGCCAGAUUGAGCACAGAGCAUUUGGGACAUUACAAAGUUCUGCUAAUCUGUUAUGUGUUGAUGACCUUUCUUUGUCAGUUUACCUUUCUGGUAAAUCAGAAGAUGGCUGGAGAGACAAUUGUCUUUAUCAAAGAUUAUUGUGGGUGGAACACUAACAGGACCACUGAUGAGUACCCUGUGGAGCUGCCUCCUGAAGCUGUCAAUGCAGUUAGUCAUCAGUUUGAUUCCCCUGUAGUGUAUGGCUGUAGUUCUGAGAAGGAGAAGACAAGUGUUUGUGAUCUUACAGUGCAUUCCGGUUCGGGCAGUUCUAUCCAUUUAUCUGUAAUGACUUCAUGUUCUGAGCUUUGUAGUUUAAAAGCCAUUAGAAAGAACCAGUCUACUUGUUUCAGCGCAUUCUGGAUACGUAGCCCGGAUCACUUAGUCAUUGUGUUUAAAUGCAUUCUAGAUCUUAUUUUCACGACUAUAAAUGCCCAUUGUACUAGAUGCUGCAAUACAACUCCUGCAGUCCUCGUGUUACUUUUACAUUCUCUGUUUCAUUUUCUUACGUAACUGGGAUUUUUUUUCUGGUCUAAUUCAAAACAAUAAACAAAGGACUUUCUUUUUCGUUCACUCUUCAGAGAA